Microcebus murinus (gray mouse lemur) is the source of this 2987-nucleotide messenger RNA. Lineage: Eukaryota; Metazoa; Chordata; Mammalia; Primates; Cheirogaleidae. The record is from RefSeq and is a predicted model, not a curated record.
GUUGGUCUUGCUGUCUCAGGGGUGGCAGAGGCAGAAGAGAUGGAAGGGGAGGCAGGAGAGACUGGCACCCGCUCGGUGUGCAAAUGGACCCGCGCAGUUCAAAUCCGCGUUAUUCAAGGGUCAACCAUACGUACAUAAGGCUCCCUCGCAAUCGAGCUGCGGCCCCUUUAAGAAACAACGGAGCCCCUCACUCGCCUAGAGGGCUGGGCUUCGUUUCCCAGCGCCCCUCUGGGCGCCACUAGGCCUUUCCUUCGAGAGAGCACGACUGGGGCGCCCUCCGGGGCAGCCUGCGCAGCUGCGGCAACUACAUUACCCAGAGAACCGUGCGUUGAGCGGCAGUGCGUUUAUCCAAUGAAAACCCAGGAUAGCGGCUCUCCUGAGCGGGCUUACGCCUUGGGGCGGGACUUCCUGCGCUGGGUCACUUUGGCUGCCCUCGGGUCAAUUCUGUCUGCAGCUCUGGUACCCGGCGUGGGGACCAAAGCGACGGCCCGAGAAGGCGCGAGAGGCGGGUCUGAGGGGCGGCGGCGGCUGACGGCUGCGCCCGGGUCUCCGCCCGGUCGUCCGCGGUUCCUGACUCCGAUCCGCCCGGGGACCGAUGGCGGCGGCCGCGCCGGGGGACUCGGCUCCGGUUCCCAUGGCUGCAGAAGUGCUUUUGGAACUUGCACAGGUCUGGGAACCCUGGAGAAUCCCCAAGUUCAGGGUCCUGAGUCCAGACCAGUACUUAUAUGGAUGUGUUUCCAUUUGGGGCAGCCAUUGGAAAGAGAUAUGGAAGCUUAUGGUAGGAACAGGUACCAGCAUGUGGAACUGCUUGGAGGGCAUCGUGACCUUUGAAGACGUGGCCGUGUCCUUCUCCUGGGAGGAAUGGGAUCUUCUUGAUGAGGCCCAGAAACACCUGUACUUCGAUGUGAUGCUGGAGAACUUUACACUCACAUCCUCCCUGGGUUAUUGGCAUGGAGUGGAGCAUGAAGAAGCACCUUCUAAACAGAGCAUUUCUGUAGAAGGGGAGCCACAGGUCAGGAUUCCCAAAGAAGAUUCAUCUUCCCAGAAUGCCUACCCUUGUGAAAUAUGUGGCCUGGAUUUGAGAGAUAUUUUGCACUUGGCUGAGCACCAGGGAACACAUCAUGGACAGAAACCAUACACAUGUGGAAAACAAUUCCACUUCUCUGCAAACCUUCAACAGUACCAGAGGCAGCACGUCAGAAGUUCUGCGGACAGAGCCUCAUUUAUAAAGAGCUGCACAGUUCCUGUGUCAGGGAAGCCCUUUACCUGCAGGGAGGUUGGGAAGGGCUUCCUGGCCAACAUGGGAUUUCUCCAUCAGCAGGCCAUUCACGCAGGAGAGAGGCCAAAUAGCCAUAACAAAUGUGAGGUGACCUCUCACAAUGGAAAAAGUCAUCACAACUGGGGAGAAGUCAAGAAACCCUUCAGCCACACAGACACACUUGUUCAGGACGAGCAAAUCCUCACCAGAGAACGGCUUUUUGAGUGCAGCAAAUGUGGGAAAACCUGCACUCGAAGAUGUAACCUCAUUCAGCACCAGAAAGUCCACAGUGAAGAAAGGCCUUAUGAAUGCAAUGAAUGUGGAAAAUUCUUUACCUACUACUCCAGCUUCAUUAUACAUCAGAGAGUUCACACUGGAGAAAGGCCUUAUGAGUGCCCUGAAUGUGGGAAAUCCUUUAGUCAAAUCUAUAGCCUCAAUAGCCAUAGGAAAGUUCACACUGGAGAAAGGCCUUAUGAAUGUGAGGAAUGUGGGAAAUCCUUUAGCCAAAGGUCCAACCUCAUUCAACAUCAAAGAGUUCACACUGGAGAAAGGCCUUAUGAGUGCGGCGAAUGUGGGAAAGCCUUUAGCCAAAACUUCAGCCUGAUUUACCACCAGAGAGUUCACACUGGAGAAAGGCCUCAUGAGUGCAGUGAAUGUGGGAAAUCCUUUAGCCGAAGCUCCAGCCUCAUUCACCACCGGAGACUUCACACUGGAGAAAGGCCAUAUGAGUGCAGUAAAUGUGGGAAAUCGUUUAAGCAAAGCUCCAGCUUCAGUUCACAUCGGAAAGUCCACACAGGGGAAAGGCCUUAUGUGUGUGGUGAAUGUGGGAAAUCUUUUAGCCAUAGCUCCAACCUUAAGAACCACCAGAGAGUUCACACUGGAGAAAGGCCUGUUGAGUGCAGUGAGUGUGGGAAAUCCUUUAGCUGUAAGUCUAAUCUCAUUAAACACCUGAGAGUUCAUACUGGAGAAAGGCCUUAUGAGUGCAGUGAAUGUGGGAAAUGCUUUAGCCAAAGUUCCAGCCUCGUUCAACAUUGGAGAGUUCACAGUGGAAAAAGGCCUUAUCAGUGCAGUAAAUGUGGGAAAUCCUUUGGCUGCAAAUCUGUCCUCAUUCAACACCAGAGAGUUCACCCUGGAGAAAGGACUUAGUUGUACAGGGAAUAUGCAGUUUUCUUUUAGUGUAAUUACACUGGAGGAGAACACCUUUGAGAGAGCCAUCUACCUGAAUUAAAGCCCCAACAUCUGAAGUUGCAUAGUGGGGAAAUUCCCCUUAAGUUCCAGGUGUGUAGAAACUUUAAGGAGCUCUCUUACACUUUCCAACCUUCCAUUUAUGGCCCUUGCCAUUUAUGUCAGUGACAGUGUCUGAGGCAGAAGCCAUAUCACCUCCACCACCUGCCAGGUCCGCAGAGUAUGCAUCAUUUGCCACCCCAAUCUGCUCAGGGAAACAGACUGCUAUGUUUUUCCCAUUUACUGGAGGAAAUCAUGAGUAGUCUGAGCCCUUAAGGGGUCCUCAUAUCCUUCUCUCUGGCAAGUUAAGGCAUGGAUGUGACCCAAAUUUGUACCACAGAACCAGAUAUGAGUUUUGUUGGCAGCUUGCCAAGGACUGUCUUUUUCAGGGACAUGUUGGUCUCAUGUGAUGCUUACAUGGAUUUUUUCCAGUCACCAACCUGGGAACUUCUUGCCUCACAUUGCUUUGAUUUUUGCAAUAAUAAAGGCUUUAUUAUUUAAACUA